GGAAAACUGUUUGGAAACUGCUCCGCUCCGCUCAGCUCAGCUCUCCAGUGUGUCCCGUUAUCGAAGUUGUGCCGCUGCCCGCAGUCCAGUUUUUCAUCUAUUUUCCAAGCUCUCUCGCCGCGCUGCUCUCGCCACGCACCCACACAGGCAAAGUGGCCACCGCACAGCUGAGCGAGCGUUGAGAAGGACAGAGAGGCAGAGAGCCAGAAAAGGCAGGAGAGAAAGAACAGAGAGCAGAGAACUUAAAGCUCCGUUUUUUCAAUGCGAAACCGCAGUCGAAAAAACUCGGCCGCCAAAAACACAUCGGACCAAAAGCGAGAGCAGAAGUAGAACCAGAAAAUCGGAAAACCAGAAAAACGGCCAGGCAAAAAGAACACUUCUACAACAGAAAAACAGAAAACGCAGCCAUCAGCACUUGAAACUCCGCCAUAUGUAGCCAAGCCAAGCAAAAGCAAGAUAAAAACGCCUAGGAAAUCGAAAUCGAAAUCUCUGUCCAACCAACAACAACAAGAACGUCUUGAAUUAAAUCAAAACCAUGUGCUGUGCUUAAAUUUAUUAAGAAACCCAGACAGAGCGAGAUAGAAAACAAAAGGAAGCUAAACCAGAAGAGAGCGAGCGAGAGAGAGAGCUGAACGGGGCGGCAAUUUGCGUUGAUUUUUUAGCAUGUAUUGAAUUGAAAUGUUUAACUAGAAUAACAAAUUUAGUUGUUGAUACUUUUCCAAUUGUUUGUUAAAACGCUGUCGCUGGAAAAUCGAACUCUCCACCCACACAAACCACAAAAACAAAAAACACCCAACACACGCGAAAUAAAAUCAAAUUCUUGUGAUUAAAGUGCAUUUCUACAAGUACGUUAAAUACAACUAUCCACACUCACGCAAUAUACCCACAUGCAUACAUAUAUAUAACGCAACGAAAGUCGGUCGAGAUCGAAAAUCUAUAUAAUAACGCAUUCGGUGGCAGCAGCAGGCGGCAGACUUUAAUUUGAAAAUCCAACACUCAACCGGCUGAAAACACACAAAAUAGCAGUUUCAACGGCGACUCUAUGAAGAUGGAAGUGCUCUCAGUACAAAAUCACAUUCAGGGAAAAUUCGGUGUUAAUAAAAUUAAAGACUGGCAAGCUGCGACGGAGGAGGAGGACGAGCUGACCGCGGGCGUGAACGGGAACUCAGCCGCCGGCGAGGGCGAUCUGGACGUCGACGUGGUCGAUGGCCAUCCGGCCUCCGUGCUGCACAUGCGACAGCACCAGGCGCUCAACACCCGGCCACCUGCCACGCCCCCAUCGGCAGGGGGCGGUGGUCCGUUGGCGGUCGUCGGAGGAUCUGGCGGAAUGACCACUCCCAAACAGGUCACAUCGCCGGUGGCAGCGGCCAGUUUCGAAGUGCCCGUUAGCGGAGGCAGUGCAGCCGCCUAUCACCACGCCUACAUGACCAACGUGCUGGCCAGUACCGCCCAGCAGCACCACCACCCACUGCCCGCCUCGCCGCUGCAGUCGACGGCCGGCGCUCGCUUUGGGGCCGCCGACAAUCUGGACGAUGUGAGCGCCAGCGCGGUACGGGAGCUGUCGCAGCAGCUGCAGGCCCAGCUGCGGGACGCCAAGCGACGCCACCUGGCCUGCACCGAGGUCACGCUGCCCAACGACCUCACGCAGCGGAUCGCCGCCGAGAUCAUCCGGAUGUCGGAGCGGGAACCGUGUGGCGAACGGGCCUGCACACUCUUCAUCGAGUUUGAGAGCGAGCCGAAUAACGUGAGACGCAUUGCAUCCUUCAAGGUGGACCCGGACACCGUGUCGAUAUUCGAGUUGUACUUGACAUUGAGGCAGGACAAGAGCGGCUGGACCUCCCUGCUGCCGCAGUUUAUAAAAAACCUCACCCGUAGCAAUACCAUCAACAUCAGUCCCGACUUCACGCUGACCAAGAACAAGCUCUACUCAUCCGAGUGAGUCGCUCGACGGAGGAAUCAGGAUCAGAGUCAGAAUCGCUGGGCUGCUCAAAACUCAAUCCCUCCGAACAACAACAGUAACAGCAGAAAGCAGC
Drosophila takahashii is the source of this 2033-nucleotide messenger RNA. It is a transcript of the gene chrb, whose product is annotated as charybde. Gene Ontology annotation, cellular component: cytoplasm. The record is from RefSeq and is a predicted model, not a curated record. Lineage: Eukaryota; Metazoa; Arthropoda; Insecta; Diptera; Drosophilidae. Gene Ontology annotation, biological process: regulation of TOR signaling; apoptotic process; negative regulation of signal transduction.